Messenger RNA from Pararge aegeria (speckled wood butterfly), 5191 nucleotides. It is a transcript of the gene RpI1, whose product is annotated as DNA-directed RNA polymerase I subunit RPA1. The transcript is spliced from 3 exons. Gene Ontology annotation, biological process: DNA-templated transcription. Gene Ontology annotation, cellular component: RNA polymerase I complex. Gene Ontology annotation, molecular function: DNA binding; DNA-directed RNA polymerase activity. NCBI's taxonomy places the organism in Eukaryota, Metazoa, Arthropoda, Insecta, Lepidoptera, Nymphalidae. The record is from RefSeq and is a predicted model, not a curated record. Bases 153 to 5135 code for a protein of 1660 amino acids.
GUUCAUGUUAUCACUAAUGUCAAAUCAACAUAAAAGUAACCUAUUUUUAAGUUAGGAAAUCAGAAAAGAAAUCGUUAAAUUGUUUAAAGAUGUUUGAAUUUGUCUGAUAUAUUUAAGAAAUCAAUCACUGCAACUUUUACUUGUUAUCUACAAUGGAUGUUAGCUCGAGAUUUUCGUCAGCCCUAACAGGGUUGACGUCUAUCGACCCCGACUCUAUACAGUUCCUUAUGUUUAGUGAUCAGGACAUGAGAAAACUUAGUGUGGCAAAAAUUACAAACACCGUUUCUUUCGAUUCCAUGGGCAACCCUACAAAGGGAGGCCUCUACGAUCCUGCAUUAGGACCCAUAAGAGAUCGUAACGACUUCUGUACCACCUGCUCUAACGCACUUUUACACUGCCCUGGACAUUUCGGUCAUAUCGAACUUCCAGUUGUUGUUGUGAAUCCCUUAUUCAUCAAGAAUAUUUACACUCUAUUCAGAAUAACAUGCUUGAAAUGCUUCAAAAUACAAAUGGAUGAUAGAAUGAAGUUCAUAUUAAAACUGCAACUUGAACUACUUGAUGCUGGUCAUAUAACAGCAGCAUUAGACUUGGGAAGCUUUAUAGGUGAUAUUAAAGACUACAAAAGUCAAACAUCACCAGAAAAACCUAAUAAAGUGAUCAGGAAAUGUCAAAAGCUUUUAAAUAAAAGUGAUAGCAUCAAUGAGAAGUUUCAGAAUAAAAAUACAGAUAAGUUGAGGACCAAAAUCAUCAAUAAUUUUUUUAAAGCAAUUAAUGUAUCUAAAUCUUGUCUCUAUUGUAAAAGCAAGCUUAUUAAAGUUACAACAUCUGAUAACAAGAUUAUGUAUAACAUCAGUGCAGACAGUGGAGGUGAAAAAGGAAAAGGCAUUAAAAUCUUAAUGCCCGAUGAUCUCAAACGUUUCUGCAACGCAAUAGAAGAAAAUGAUAAAGAUAUUCUAACCCACUGCCUCCCAGUGCUAAAAUAUGCAAAAAUAAAGCCAGUUACCGAUUUAUUUUUCAUGCAGAUUGUUCCAGUGCUACCACCUUGUGUAAGACCUUGUAAUAUUUUACAAGGAGAAUUAGUUGAACAUCCACAAACUCAUGUUUAUAAAAAUAUAAUGAAUGCUGCCUAUAGUGCAAGAGCUGUACUACAAGUUUUAAUGUCACCUGACCAACAAAAGGCUAUUGACAGUCUUGAUCAACACCCUAGACAAGCAUAUGAGAGUGUUAUGGGUAAAUCUCCUCCAGAAAAGUUGCAUUCGGUAUGGCAAGAUUUACAGAAACAAAUAAAUCAAAUACUGAGCAGUGAUGGCCAAACUCAAGAUAGUCAGGGAUUAAAACAGAUUCUUGAAAAGAAAACUGGUGUUAUAAGAAUGAAUAUGAUGGGCAAAAGAGUAAAUUUUGCUGCCAGAUCAGUUAUAACACCAGAUCCCAAUGUAGACAUUGAUGAAAUAGGCAUCCCUGAUGCAUUUGCUACCAAACUAACCUACCCAAUUCCUGUUACAGAAUGGAAUGUAGAUGAAUUGAGGAAAAUGGUAAUAAAUGGACCUAACAAGCAUCCAGGUGCUGAAAAAUUAGAAGUCAGGAAUGGAAGAAUAAUCAGAAUUCCUCCAGAUUCACUUCAAAAAAGGAAGUCAUUAGCAAAGAAACUGCUCACACCUGAUGAAUUUAAAAAUUCAGGCCUAAAAAUUGUACACCGCCACCUGAUUAAUGGUGACGUACUGAUAUUGAACCGUCAGCCUUCACUGCACAAACCUAGUAUGAUGGCCCACAGAGCAAGAAUACUUAAAGGGGAAAAAACUCUUCGGUUACAUUAUGCCAACUGUAAAUCUUAUAAUGCAGAUUUUGAUGGCGAUGAAAUGAAUGCUCAUUUUCCCCAAAAUGAAAUUGCGAGAAGUGAAGCAUAUAAUAUCAUGUCUGUAACAAAACAAUAUCUAGUGCCUAAAGACGGCACUCCACUUAGUGGUUUAAUUCAAGAUCAUGUUAUUUCUGGUGUGAGAAUGUCACUAAGAGGCACCUUUUUUUCGAAAUCUGACUACCAACAGUUAGUUUUCCAAGCAUUGUCAAAUCAUAGAGGUGAAAUUAAAUUACUUCCCCCAACAAUAUUAAAACCAUACACACUUUGGUCUGGCAAGCAAGUGCUGUCUACUAUAAUAAUCAAUACCAUACCCAAAGGUAAGACAUAUCUUUCAUUGGAAGGCAAGGCAAAGAUUAGUGCAAAGGCAUGGCAAAAAGACCCACCAAGAUCAUGGGAAGGUGGAGGCACAGAAUUUACAAAUCCAAAUUCAAUGACAGAGGCAGAAGUUAUUAUAAGGAAAGGAGAACUUUUGUGUGGAGUGCUAGAUAAAACUCAUUAUGGAGCAACACCAUAUGGUUUGGUUCACUGCAUGUAUGAGUUAUAUGGUGGAGACAGCUCAGCUGCACUUUUGAGUUCAUUUUCAAAGGUCUUUACCUUCUACUUACAAUGGUUUGGAUUCACUCUUGGCGUCAAGGAUAUUUUGGUUGUUGAAGAGGCUAAUAAAAAACGUGAUGAGGUUAUUUAUUUAGUUCGACAAGCCGGGAGAGUUGCUGCAGUCAAAGCUACUGAAGUGCCAGCAGACAUCGAUGACAAUAAACUUAAAGACACUAUAGGAGAAAUGUUAAUUAAAGAUCAGAAAUUCAGAGCAAACUUAGACAGACAAUAUAAAAAUAUGCUAGAUUCCUACACUAACGAUAUUAACACAGUUUGUCUUUCCAAAGGUUUAUUAGAAAAGUUUCCUUCAAACAAUUUACAACUCAUGGUACAAUCUGGAGCUAAGGGUUCUACUGUCAAUACUAUGCAGAUCUCAUGUUUAUUAGGCCAAAUCGAACUGGAAGGCAAAAGACCGCCAUUAAUGAUAUCCGGUCGGUCUCUGCCUAGUUUUCCUCCAUAUGACGUUUCUCCAAGAGCAGGUGGUUUUAUAGACGGCCGCUUCAUGACGGGAAUACAACCUCAAGAAUUUUUCUUUCAUUGUAUGGCUGGAAGAGAAGGUCUUAUCGAUACUGCGGUAAAAACCAGUCGUUCCGGUUAUUUACAAAGAUGCUUGAUCAAACACUUGGAAGGGUUGAGUGUAGCUUACGAUCACACAGUUCGAGACGCUGAUAGUAGUGUUAUUCAAUUCGCUUAUGGAGAGGACGGGUUAGAUGUAUUGAAGUGUCAGUUUCUUAGGCAAGACCAGUUUCGGUUUCUAGACGUGAAUUCAAAUGCUGUGAUUCCAAAAUCGGUUAUAAAGAAACUUAAAGAAGAUGCUGACUCAAGAGCGAUAAUGAAAGCUCAAAAAUCAUUAAAGAAAUGGAAGAAAAAGAAUGGAAGCCCAUUUGCAAAAGUCAGAACCAGUGGGUUUUCUCAGUUCUCUACCAUAGCUAAAAGAGAUAUUGUUCUUGAUGAUAUGCCUACUGAUCAAACUCGUGAUCCAUUUUACUGGGAGUUAGAAAAUUUGUGGCGCUCUUUAGGCGAAGAGGAAAAGCAGCAGUACGUUAGGAAGCAAUGUCCUGAUCCGAUUCCUUGCAAAAACUCGCCCGAAUACAAGUUUGGGACAAUCAAUGAGCAACUAGAUGGCUUUGUUCAAGAUUACUUAAAAAAUCGUCAACAAACCACACACAGUGAAUGUACUGAUAAGGAUAAGUUUGUUGAAGUAAUGAAUGCGAAGUAUUUAGCUUCCUUAGCAGCACCAGGUGAACCCGUUGGACUGUUAGCUGCUCAGUCAAUAGGCGAGCCUUCUACUCAGAUGACACUGAACACAUUCCAUUUCGCUGGUAGAGGUGACAUGAACGUCACUUUGGGUAUACCUCGUUUAAGAGAAAUCCUAAUGACGGCAUCAGCAAAAUUAAAGACACCAAACAUGGAUAUACCGUUUCUUCCGAAUUUACCAGAUUUAAAUAAAAAAGCAGAAAAAUUGAGACAGAAAAUGAACAGAGUUACAGUAGCUGAUGUAUUAGAAAAGAUUGAUGUGCAAUGCGAAAUUGUGACUAAUCCAGAGAGACAGUUGAAGGCUACUAUGCGUUUCUCGUUUUUGCCUUACUCGCAGUAUAAAACUCAGUAUGCAGUAAAGGCUCCACAAAUAAUCAAGCACAUGCAAAAAAAAUUCUUCCCUGAAAUGUUUGCCGUUAUCCGAAGACAGGCUAAAGCUACUUGUGGUGUUUUAUGGGCGGCGGAAAAGGAGAAGAAACGUCGUGCAGCUUCUGACGAUGAAGGGGAUGAGGACAUCGCUCCUGAAGCGCAAACCCGUGCUACAGCUGAUCCUGAUGUCGACAGUUCAGAUGACGAAGGCUCCAAUGACGACGAUGAUAAUACCGAUUUGAAAACGCGUAAAAAACAUUCCGAGGAACAAGAGUAUGAAGAUCCGGAAUCCGAUGAAGAGGAAAAAUCAGACGACGAAGCGGAACCAGACGAACAAAUGGCGAAAGAAAACGACGAUGUUGUCGAAAUAACAGAAGAUGAAAUCAGUGACAAAGCAAACAAAACCAUGACCGAAGUCAUCGAAAACCUAAGCAGUGCCACAAAUUAUACAUUUGACACGAAACUCCAUAGAUGGUGUGAAUUAACUGUACUGUUUCCUGUCUCAUUUCUGAGGGUAGAUCUCACGCAAGCUCUACGCGACGCUGCGAUUAGAUCAAUCAUUUAUGAGAUCAAAAAUAUAAAGCGAGCUAUCACAAAUAAGGAGAAAGAUGUGCUUUAUCUUAAGACAGAGGGGAUUAAUAUAGUGCAGAUGUCAAAAUACAGUAAUUUACUAGAUUUGAAUAAACUCUACAGUAACGACAUACACGCAAUCGCAAAUACUUAUGGAAUAGAAGCAGCAAAUAAAGUUAUUAUAAAGGAAAUACAGAAUGUAUUUAAUGUGUAUGGUAUUACCGUGGACCCGAGACAUUUGACAUUGGUAGCAGAUUAUAUGACAUAUAAUGGAAUUUUUGAGCCUAUGAGCAGAAAAGGUAUGGAGGCAUCAACGUCUCCGUUACAGCAAAUGUCUUUUGAAUCUUCGCUUAUAUUCUUGAAGGAAGCGGUACUAAACUCGAAGAAGGACUAUAUAAGAUCGGCGUCAAGUUGUUUGAUGUUAGGACAGCCUUGUAGGAGUGGCACCGGAGCAUUUAGCUUGCAACAUUAUAGCAAAGAAAUUAAUUAAAUAAAGCAUUGUUUUAUCAUGUAAGUACAAACAAUUUGAAUACAUUUUUUAUGUUA